GUGGUCAUUUGGAGGCGUCGAUAGUGGGCCUGGCUCGCGCGUUUGGUUGUGUAGGUAAGCCUUGGAUGAGAUUUUACUUCAGAGUAACGUUAGUUGGUUUGGACUGGACUGAAUUUCACCACACCUCGUUUUUUGGACAACUUCAUCCACAGAGGUUACAUCAUUCAUAGUCGACUGGAUAACUUACUUGUAUGGAAUAGUUUUGGAUCAAGCUCCUUUUUUUUCUCUCUCCAUGGAUGGCAUGGCUUUUGAAGAAACGUGAUUUUUCAUAGGCGUUUGCAAACUUGUGGGAAAUACCAAGCGAAGUUACUGUUUUAGUCAAGUUUCUUUCCAAAGAUGGAUCAGCAGGCAGCUGGAGGGGAGGACCCAAAUAAACCCUCCAAAAAGAAAUCCAGUGAGGAUGAGAGCAAAAACAAAAAACUGAACAUACACAUAAAAACAUUGGCUGAUGACAUGCGGGACAGAAUCACAAGUUUUCGAAAGCAAGGCAUGAAGAAGGAGAAGCCUCUAAUCCAGCACCCCACAGACCCCAUCUCCACCCAGACCGAGCUGCCUGUGCCCCAGCCGUUCUUCGACGAGCGCUCCAUGAACUUGUCAGAGAAGGAGAUUGUCGACUUGUUUGAGAAGAUGAUGGAGGACAUGAACUUAAACGAAGAGCGCAAGGCCCCUCUUCGAGGGAAGGACCUGAGCACCAAACGAGAGAUGGUAGUCCAGUACAUUUCUGCCACAGCCAAAUCUAUAACUGGGAGCAAAGUUGCGGGUGGACUGAGGAACAGCAAGCACGAGUGUACGCUCUCGUCACAGGAGUACGUGCACGAGCUGCGCUCAGGAAUCUCCGAAGACAAACUGCUCAACUGCCUGGAGUCCCUGCGCGUGUCCUUGACCAGCAACCCGGUCAGCUGGGUGAAUAACUUUGGCCAUGAGGGUCUCGGACUGCUUUUGGAUGCGCUGGAGAGGCUACUUGACAAGAAACAGCAAGAGAACAUUGACAAGAAGAACCAGCAUAAACUCAUUCAGUGCCUCAAGGCCUUCAUGAACAACAAGUAUGGCCUCCAAAGGAUCCUGGGGGACGAAAGAAGCCUACUCCUCCUUGCUAGAGCUAUCGAUCCCAAGCAGACUAAUAUGAUGACUGAGAUUGUCAAGAUUCUGUCAGCUGUUUGUAUCAUCGGUGAAGAGAACAUUCUGGAUAAGAUCCUGGCAGCUAUGACCAUUGCAGCAGAAAGAAAUAAUAAGGAGAGGUUUGCUCCGAUAGUGGAAGGGCUGGAGAACCACGAAGCCCAGCAGCUGCAGGUGGCCUGUAUGCAGCUGAUCAAUGCCCUCGUUACCUCCCCGGAUGAUUUAGACUUCAGGAUACACUUACGAAAUGAGUUUCUGCGCUGCGGCCUGAAAAAGAUCCUACCAGAGCUGAAGGAGACGGAGGAACUCGACAUACAGCUGAAGGUGUUUAAUGAAAAUAAGGAGGAAGACUCCAUCGAGCUGUCUCACCGACUAGAUGACAUCCGUGCAGAGAUGGAUGAUAUGGGUGAGGUGUACCAUCUCCUGUCCAACAUGGUGAAAGACACAGGAUCAGAGCCUUACUUCCUCUCCAUCCUUCAGCACCUGCUGCUCAUCAGGAAUGAUUAUUAUAUCAGGCCUCAGUAUUACAAGGUGAUCGAGGAGUGCGUGUCCCAGAUCGUCCUCCAUCGCAGUGGCAUGGACCCUGAUUUCGCCUACAGGGAGAGACUGGAUGUUGACUUCAGUCAUCUCAUUGAUCAGUGUGUGGAUAAAGCCAAAGUAGACGAGAGCGAGCAGAGAGCCGCUGAAUUCUCCAAAAAGUUCGAUGAGGAGUUCAGCGCACGACAGGAGGCGCAGGCUGAGCUGCAGAAGCAGGAGGAGAAAAUCAAAGCGUUUGAGUCACAGAUCAACACCCUGCAGGCCCAGUUGACUAGUGAGCGAGACAAGCUAAAAGAGGCUGAGAAAAGCAUCAGCGAAAGAAACAGCAAGAUUGCGGCAGGACCUAAAGCAGCCGGUGCUGGUCCUCCACCACCUCCACCACCACCAGGUGGCAUUGCACCUCCUCCUCCUCCUCCACCUCCUCCACCCCCAAUCGGAGGUGCACCACCUCCUCCUCCUCCACCUCCUUUUCCUGCAAGUUUGGGCCCUCCGCCGCCUCCACCACCGCCUGGGUGCGGACCUCCACCUCCGCCUCCGCCACCUGGAGGAGGCCCACCUCCACCUCCCGGCAUGCCUUCGGCACCUCCUCCACUUGUUGUCCAGCUGCCUUACGGACUGGCACCCAAGAAGACCUACAAACCCGACUCCAUCAUGAAGCGGGUGAACUGGUCCAAGAUAGUGCCUCAGGAGAUGGCGGAAAAUUGCUUUUGGCUCAAAGUCAAAGAGGAGCGGUUUGAGAAUACGGACAUGUUCAGCGAGCUUUCCCUGUCCUUCUCUUCCAAAUCCAGAGUGAAAAAGGACGUGGAAGAAACAGAUGACAGGAUGACACAAUUCAAGAAAAAAGCGAAGGAGCUACGGAUUCUGGAUGCCAAGACAGCUCAGAAUCUGUCAAUUUUCCUGGGAUCAUUCCGGCUGCCCUAUGAAGAGAUUCGGGAUAUCGUGCUGCAGGUGGAUGAGGAGAGGCUAAGUGAAGCACUAAUCCAGAACCUGAUCAAAAACCUUCCUGAGCAGAAAGAACUGAGCAAUCUGGCCGAACUGAAGAAUGAAUAUGAGGAGCUUUGUGAAUCCGAGCAGUUUGGAAUUGUGAUGAGCUCUGUCAAGAUGCUGCGUCCUCGGCUAAACGGGAUCCUGUUCAAGCUGACUUUUGAGGAGCAGGUAAACAACAUCCGGCCAGACAUAAUGAAUGUGACGUUUGCUUGCGAGGAGGUAAAGAAGAGCGAAGGUUUCCACAUGCUCUUGGAGAUGGUGCUACUGGUCGGGAAUUACAUGAAUUCGGGCUCCAGAAAUGCUCAGACAUUCGGCUUCAACAUCAGCUUCCUCUGCAAGCUUCGUGACACAAAGUCUACAGACCAGAACACAACCCUUCUGCAUUUCCUGGCCGAGAAAUGUGAAGAAAAAUAUCCUGAGAUGCUGAAGUUCCCUGACGAGCUUGAGCAUGUUGAAAGUGCCAGCAAAGUCGCUGCCCAGACCCUGAAAGCCAGUCUAGACAUAAUGGAGCGGCAUAUUCAGAGGUUGGAGAACGACAUCCAGAACUUCCCCAAGACUGAUGACAAGCAGGAUAAGUUUGUUGAAAAAAUGUCGGGCUUCUCCAAGCAUUCGCGAGAGCAGUACGAGAAGCUCUCCACGAUGCACAAGAAUAUGCAGAAGCUCUAUGAGAACCUGGGGAGCUACUUCGCCUUCGACCCACACACCGUCAGCAUCGAGGACUUCUUCGGAGACCUGGCUAACUUCCGCAACCUCUUCAUGGAUGCUGUGCGGGAGAACCACAAGAAGAGGGAAAUGGAGGAGAAGAUCAAGAGAGCCAAGAUAGCAAAGGAGAAAGCUGAGCGCGAGAAAAUCGAGAGACAGCAGAAGAAGAAACAGCUGAUUGACAUGAACAAAGAAGGUGAUGAGACAGGUGUGAUGGACAGCCUGAUGGAGGCCUUGCAGUCUGGAGCCGCUUUCCGUGACCGGAGGAAACGAACCCCGCGCAACGGUGAUCAAAGUCCAUCCUGUUCUGCACCUAGGUGGCCGGGUGCUAACCAUGAUGCUGCCUCUGGGAAAAGCAGACAACCGUCGCACUGGUUUGGAAAGAUCCCGUUCGCGCCACAAUGCAAACCCUAUGGUCCGAUGAUCGCUUGCCGGCUAAGGACGUUCGCCAAGUGCCAAAGACCCAAGAGUGGGGACAACACCGAGGAGGGCUGAACCGGGAUGGAGACGGAGCCCUCGGCUUUCACAUACAUACACACAUGCACACAAAACGCAGAAAAAACCUCAAGAUGUGCAUCACAGACACUUCAUUGCAGGAUCACAUGACCCUUCUGAAGCCUUAUAUACUACAUCGUGCAAUGCGCCAGUUUAAUUAUGCGGCGUUUGUUUGGUAUUUUCAGUUAUGUCAGCUUUGUUUAUUUCUCAUGACGCUGACUUCCCUGAUUUGGCUCACUAUCUCCAAACAAUCAAUGAUUGGCUGUGGUUUGAUCUCUCGCUAUUGGACAGACAAACAUGCUCCUGAUGACAAAGGCCACCAGAAAGGACUGUGCGAUUCUGUAUGCAUAUCAGCAGAGGGACUUUAUUUGAAAAAAAACAUGACUUGACUGAAACUGCCUACCCCUUUUGCUUUCUGACAGAUUUAGAUCUCCGAUCCUUAAUUCCCCCCCUCAGCUGUAUAACCUCUGAUCACUGCCUCUCUUCAUAUAUUACAAAUCCUAUGUAUGUAGCGACAUGAAAAAGCUGCUGAUAUUAGCUUCAGUGUGUACACAUUUGUGCUGUGUAAGACCUGCCAGUGCCACAAGGUACCUUAGGUGGAUGAAAGAUAUUGCUCUUUAUCUACGGUAAACACUUCAAACAUUCGCAGAUGUUUCUCUAGCAGAGUCAAAGGUUUUAUUAAGUGAAUCUGCAGGUAUGCGAAUCAAAGAGAUGCCAUUCAUUUCAGUUUUCAAAUAUGUCACGGCUUUUCUUCGUGAUUUCCUUCCAAGUCACUGUGCUUUUAGCUUUUAGCCCUCUUGUAGAAGAGCAUUUUAGUGAACUGUAGCUUAGGGGUUUUUAUGAGGGGUUUUCUUCAAAAUCCAAUGGUCAACUUUAAGAGCUCUCUCUUUCUGACCGAAUGCAUUUGCUUCGCCAUCCGUGCUUUCACAAAGAGGAGUAUUUAUCAGAUUCAGUACUCAAAGUUCACGUUUCACAGUUUGCAGAAUAUGAAUUUAUUCUCAGUUUGCCAGAUUUAGCCUGAAGCUUUUGAUAUGUGAACAUUAACCAGAUUCCAGUCAUACAGUAGUAGAAAGUGACACAACGUUCACAACAUGGUGGCUGUCUUCAUGUGAAAACCAUUAGUGAAAUUUUCCCCGCCACCUCCCUUCUCUUAUGCUUGUUGAGGAGUCAUUUUUCGUAAUGUCUUCGACCCCCCAUGUCCAUAACACUGCAGGCAACAAUAUGAGUGACUGGAGUCAUACUGGUACAAGCCACACGCAAAUCCGCUGCUUUUCUUUAUGUGAAGGCAAUGAGUUAAAUUUGCACAUCCAGUGCAAGUAAAUGCAGUACAACCAUGGUGUGGUGUUAAACAAGCCAGUCUUUCUUCUCGCACUGUGUUUGUCAUACUCUCCCUCAAGAGGGAGAGGAAAGGUCGAGAUGCAGCGAAUCGCAAUCCAUUGAUUUGCUUUUCUAAUUAAAACUGCCCUUUGAAUGGUUUCCAGAAGCUGCACUCGGCUCUCAUGACUCUCACUACUGGUUAUUUUAAACUUAAGUUAAUGGUAAUUACAGCAUCUGCACACUGUCAGUGCAGACAUCUUCCACAUGCAUUGUUAUUUCCCAGUCAAACUCCGUUUAGAUACAUUUAUCUGGUGGAUUCAUCAAAUAAUUCCCAAGCUUUCUGUCUUAUAGUCAGAAACGAUAGUCUUUUGAUACAUGUGCCAAACAUUCAUGAUACACAAAAGAAAGCUAGCAUACUGAGAUUAAGGAAGAUGAUUUAGUCGAAUGUUAUCACUCGAUUGAAUGGCUGUUAUCAGUGGUUAUCAGCUUAUAGAUAUGGACCAGUAGGGGGCUUCUGUGCCUACUAUUAGAAUUAAUACAAAUAAUUCUCGUGGUUAAUCAGCUAUACUAAUGGAGAAGACUCAAGAUCCAGACCUGUUUUUACAUUACUGUGGCGGUUGAGAUUAGGGUUGAGGUAGAGGUAGACGUUAAUAUAAUACAAUUAAUGGGAAAUUUAAUAAAUCAUUCAUUCAUUCAUUCAUUUUCUACCUAUUUUCUGGGGCUGGGUCGCAGGGGCAGCAGUCUUAGGAAAGAGCCCUAGACUUCCCUCUCCCCAGACACUUCCUCCAGCUAUUCCAAGGGGAUCCCGAGGUGUUCUCAGGCCAGCCGAGGGACAUAUUCCCUCCAGCAUGUCCUGGGUUUUCCCCAAGGCCUGCUCCCAGUGGGACAUGCCUGGAACACACCGCCUUAGAUAGGCAUGCAAGAGGCAUCCGCAACAGAUGCCUGAGCCACCUCAGCUGACUUCUCUCGAUGUGGAGGAGCAGUGGCUCUACUCCCAGCUGCUCCCAGGUUUCAAUGCUCCUCACCCUAUCCAUAAAGGUACGCCUUGCCACCCUGCAAAGAAAAGUCAUAUCGGCCGCUUUUAUCUGAGAUCUUGUCCUCUCAGUUAUGACCAUAGGUGAGAGUAGUAACCUAGACUGACCGGUAAAUUGAAAGCUUUGCUUUUCAGCUCAGCUCCUUCUUUACCACAACGGACCGAUACAUCGACUGAAUUACUGCUGCCACUGCACCAAUCCACCUGUCAAUCUCACUUUCAAUUCUUCCCUCAAUCCUGAACAAAACCCCAAGAUACUUGAACUCCUUCACCUGGAACUUUGCUUCCAACAUGGAGAUGGCAAACCACCUUUUUCCGGUGGAGCACCAAGGCCUUGGACUUGAAGGUGCUGAUUCUCAUCCCAGCCGCAUCACACUUGGCAGCAAACUGCUCCAGUGCUUGAUGAAGCCAACAAAACAAUAUAGUCUGCGAAUAGCAGAGAUGAAGUCCCGUUGUUUCCUGAACCGGACCCUCUCCUGCCCAAGGCUGCGCUUUGAAAUUCUGUCCAUAAAAAUAAAGAGCAGAAUUGGUGACAAGGGGCAGCCUUGCUGGAGUCCAACAUGCAAUGGAAACAAGUCUGACUUAUUGUCGGCAAUGCGAACCAAACUCCUACUCUGUUCAUACAGGGACGAGAUGGCCCUUAACAGAGCGCCUCUGACCCCAUAGCCCCAGAGCACCCUCCACAAAAUGCCACGAGAGACAUGGUCUAAUGCCUUCUCCAAGUCCACAAAACACAUGUGGGCUGGUUGUGCAUACUCCCAUGAACCCUCGAAAUUUAAUAAAUAAUAUAAAUAAUUCUCAUUAACUUUCGCCCGCAACUGUAUGUUAUCUAUAGCUGAUUAACCAUCUGAAUGGAUGAUAACAGCCCACUGAGCCUAUCAGUUGGAGCAGCAGGCACCUAUUGGAACAUAUCUAUCAGCUGUUAACCACAGAUUACGCUCAUUCGAUAACAUUUAAAUCGGCUGAUUUAGUUCAAAUCACACUAAUAUUUUCUGAAUGAUGAAAACGAGUCACUACAUUACACAUGGAAACAGCAGUAUCGCAUCCAUUCAGAGUUAAAAAACAGAGAUAGGGCUUAGUGAUGUCGUAAUUUUUACAACUAUAAUGUCUCUUUAAAAAAAAGUGUAAUUUAUAGACUUUUUUCCUCUCUUUCCUAAGAAAACAUCGUUUUAUACCAGUGAUCAUCCCCUCCAUCAGUGAUGUUGGUGUUAAUCUUGUGCAUUACUAUAGGCUAAUAUAUAUGUGUGAUGUGUAUUUGAUAGAGAGUAUAUCCUAAUGCAGGUUAGAGUCUGCAAGUGACUGACAGUGUAACAUUUCCAGUCAAAUCCAAUACUUUAAUUGGAUGCUAGGCAGAGACCAGAAGUAGGCAUAAAAAAUGAAGUUACUAGUGCCAAUUUGGGUCCUCUGCUGUCUCAUUUAUCCACAUUUCUUUGAUAUCCUCAGUUUGGAUUGUAUGAUGGUGCACUUUAACUUGUUAAAUAUAGACUGGAGGGAUCUUUUAGUUUGCAUAUCAUUGCCAAAACAGACUGCUCGCAUGUGCGGUAACUAUUUCUGACAAGCGAUUCAAUCUCCAUUCUCUGAAGUCUCCCCCAGUUCGCUCUCAUUCCCGCUCAUUGUAAUUGGCACUUGGAACAAGAUCAAAGUUUAAUGGGUAAGAACAACAGCAACUGUCUCAGGACAUCCUUUUAUUUUUUAGGUAAGAUUCCAUAGACAUGCCUUUCUUUUUUUCUCCCAGACAUUGUGUUUUAUUGUCUUAUUAUAAGCGAUUUAUAUUUGUAACAUCUUUAAGUUUAUUUUUAUCUGUGACUUUAAAAAAAUGAGGUGAAAAUGGUUAUGCACACUGUACCCGAGUAUGUAACAAAACAUCAUACUAAAUAAUAACCACUUUCUCAAAAACAG
Danio rerio (zebrafish) is the source of this 8086-nucleotide messenger RNA. The record is from RefSeq and is a predicted model, not a curated record. Lineage: Eukaryota; Metazoa; Chordata; Actinopteri; Cypriniformes; Danionidae.